GCAGCCAGAAACCUCAGAAGCCAAAAGUCACGGUGCUGGUGCUGGAUGGCAGCUUGCAGUUUUCUGCAAACAAAGGCGAGCUCAACAGGAGACUAUGAAUGUGCUGCCAAACCCAGUAAUCAGGGCCCGAGAGCAGCCUCUACCUCUCUGUGGCUCUGGAUCUGCCCAGGACUUACCUCACUGCCCUCCAGGGUUCAACCUGAGCUCUCGCCUGAACCCUGCACCCAUGCUUGGCCUCCAGAAUGGCCAGAGAUCAAGCAAGCCUCAGAGGGAGCUGAGCCCGGAGGAGCAACAGGAGCUUAGAAGGAAGAUUAACAGCAGGGAGAGGAAGCGAAUGCAGGACUUGAACAUUGCUAUGGAUGCUCUGAGGGAGGUCAUGGUCCCUUAUGCCUCCUCGCCUUCUUCUGCCUCUGCUCAGUCCCACCAACAUGGAGCAGCUCCAGGCCGUAGGCUCUCCAAGAUCUCUACCCUAGUUCUGGCCAGGAACUAUAUCCUCCUUCUGGGUUCAUCUUUGCAGGAGAUGCGACGGCUGCUGGGGGAGGUAAGUGUAGGGAUGGGGGUGACCACAGGACCAGUCCCCCGGCUGCUGCUUGCAGGAGGAUGGCCCCUCAUCUCUAGCCCUGGUCAACUCCUCCUCACCCAGGAAUCCCUCCUUUCCUCAGCAGCCUCCUCCUCCUCAUCAUCAUCUCCCUCCACUUCUUCAUCAUCUGCAGGAGCUAAAUGUUCCAUGCUUUCUCCAGGUCCCAUGGAGGCCCCACUGGCCCCCAUGCAGUGGAGUUCUGCAGGUGCUUCAGGAGGGUCCCUGUGUCCCUGUGGAGUCUGCAGACUGCCCAGAUUCAACCACUCCACUCUAGUUCCCAGAUUCCCAAAAUGA
Molecule: messenger RNA, 874 nt
Organism: Archocentrus centrarchus (flier cichlid)
Lineage: Eukaryota; Metazoa; Chordata; Actinopteri; Cichliformes; Cichlidae
Gene: olig1
Product: oligodendrocyte transcription factor 1
Exons: 2
Coding region: 95-874 (259 amino acids)
Biological process (GO): positive regulation of transcription by RNA polymerase II; axon development; sensory organ development
Cellular component (GO): nucleus
Molecular function (GO): DNA-binding transcription factor activity, RNA polymerase II-specific; protein dimerization activity; E-box binding
Source: RefSeq, a predicted model, not a curated record